UGUUGUGCAUUCAAGGCAGCAGCAGCUUCAGUACCAGCCUGCACUCCGCCGGAUACACUUCACCAGAGAGCCGCUACAUGCUCCACAGCCUGACGUCUUCUAAACAGACGAAAAGAAGGGGAGUCGUUUUUUUUUUUGUUUUGUUUUGUUUUGUUUUGCUAGAGUGGGAUUUUGUACCUCGCCUGCUUCGUAAGAGGAUUUAACUGCCAAAUGUUUGCACCGCGACGACGGGAGAGUAGCGGGCUGCUCCUGCUACUGGCGACCCUGGCAGGACUGCAGAUUGCAGCAGAAUGCAAGGCCACCCCACCAUGCAGGCCAGGCUUCUCUGAAGACGUAUAUGAGGUCGUGCUGCCAGAUAGCGCUGAGAAAGGACAGCCCCUUUUCACUGUGAGGUUUGUCGACUGCGGCAGAAGUGGUCUGGUGCGGCUGGAAUGCAACAACCCAGCUGACUACAGGAUAGAGGCCGACGGAGAGAUCUAUGCUGCCAGGAGUCUCUCCGGACCCCAAAAGCCACCGUUGUUGAUCAAGGCGAUUGACGACACCACUCAACAGCAAUGGAUUACCCUUGUUCGACUGAUGUUCCCCAGCCAGCAGGUCAAGGAAGCCGCUCCCGCUCCUGUCAUGUCCAAGGAUUUGAAGGAAAUAGUAUUUCCAUCACGAAACAAGCAAAGCCAGCUGAAACGCAUGAAGAGAGACUGGGUCAUUCCUCCAAUCAAUGUCCCUGAGAACUCGCGAGGUCCAUUCCCACAAGAGCUUGUCCGGAUCCGAUCAGACCACGACAAGAACCGAUCCUUGAGAUACAGCGUGACAGGCCCUGGUGCUGAUCAACCUCCGACUGGCAUUUUCCUCAUCGCCCCUAUCUCAGGAGAGCUAUCCGUUAACAAGCCUCUGGAUCGAGAACAUAUUCCCAACUUCCAUCUGAGAGCUCAUGCUGUGGACCUGAAUGGCAACCAAGUAGAAAACCCCAUUGAUAUUGUGAUCAAUGUGAUCGACAUGAACGAUAAUAGGCCAGAAUUCAACCACCAGAUCUGGAAUGGCACUGUCCCUGAGGGUUCGAAGCCAGGCACAUUUGUGAUGACAGUGACAGCCGUUGACAAAGACGAUCCCAAAACUGCUAAUGGGAUGUUGCGCUACAAGAUCCUCUCUCAGACCCCCGACAGCCCCACCUCCAACAUGUACACUAUCAAUAAUAAAACGGGAGGCAUCAUUACUGUAGCGGCAGGCUUGGACAGAGAGAAAGUGCCUCAGUACACACUCAUCAUCCAGGCCACUGACACCGAGGGCAACCCGACGUACGGCCUCUCCAACACAGCCACGGCAGUCAUCAGAGUCACCGACGUCAACGACAAUCCCCCAGAGUUCACGGCUGAGGCGUUUGUCGGCGAGGUGCACGAAAACCGCGUCAAUGUCAUCGUGGCCAACCUGUCAGUGACUGACAAGGACCAACCCAACACGCAGGCAUGGAACGCAGUCUACAAAAUCACCGGGGGCGACCCUACUGGCAGGUUCUCCGUGCCCACUGAUCCCACCACUAACGAGGGCUUGGUGACAGUUGUCAAGCCUAUUGACUAUGAAAUGAGUAGGACGUAUGUGCUGACCGUGGAGGCGAGGAACGAGGUUCCCCUGGCCAGAGGCAUCCACUCUCCUCGUCAGUCCACCGCCACAGUCUCCAUCCAAGUGAUAGAUGUCAACGAGAGCCCUUACUUCGAGCCCAACCCCAAACUCAUUAAGCUGGAAGAGGGAUUGGGGGCUGAGAGUAUGCUGACUACCUUUACGGCGCAGGAUCCCGACCGCUUCAUGAAGCAAAGCAUGCGGUACACCAAACUGUCUGAUCCAGCCAACUGGCUAAGGAUCGACCCAAACAGCGGUCGAAUCUCAACAAUGGCCGUACUGGACCGAGAAUCGCCUUUUGUGAGGAACAGCCUGUACAAUGCAACAUUCCUGGCUACUGACAACGGCAACCCGUCAGCAAGCGGCACCGGCACACUGCAGAUCUACCUGCUGGACAUCAAUGACAACGCCCCCAGGGUAUUCCCGCAAGAGGCAGAAAUAUGUGAAAAACCCGAGCCCAACGCCAUUAACAUCACCGCGUUGGAUGGCGACCUGAUGCCCAACGCCGGGCCAUUUGCCUUCGAGUUGGCUUCCAAGCCUGCCGACGUUAAGAGGAACUGGACCCUCACAAGAAUCAGCGGCGACUAUGCUCAACUGCGCCUGAAAAUUGGCUUCCUCGAGAGCGGAAUUUACGAGCUGCCCAUCAUCAUCACGGACUCCGGGAACCUGCCCCUGUCCAACACCUCCCACCUGAGAAUCAAAGUGUGCCAGUGUGACAUCAACGGAGAAUGCUCCGACCAGCAGCACAUCAUGGCCGCCGGGCUGGGCACGGGCGCCAUCAUCUCCAUCCUUCUGUGCAUCAUCAUCCUCCUCAUUCUCGUGCUGCUCUUUGUGGUUUGGAUGAAGCGGCGCGAUAAAGAACGCCAAGCUAAGCAGCUCCUAAUCGAUCCGGAGGAUGACGUGCGAGACAACAUUCUCAAGUAUGAUGAGGAAGGCGGUGGAGAAGAGGAUCAGGAUUACGACUUGAGUCAGCUCCAGCAACCUGACACGAUAGAACCCGAGGCCAUCAAACCGGUGGGGAUCAGACGCCUUGAUGAGCGACCCCUCCACCCUGAGCCACAGUACCCCAUGAGAUCGGGAGCGCCCCACCCCGGAGACAUUGGAGACUUCAUCAAUGAGGGCCUGAAGGCGGCGGACAACGACCCCACAGCUCCCCCCUACGACUCCCUGCUGGUGUUCGACUACGAAGGCAGCGGCUCCACGGCCGGCUCGCUCAGUUCGCUCAACUCGUCCAGCAGCGGCGGGGACCAGGACUACGACUACCUCAGCGACUGGGGGCCUCGCUUCAGAAAACUGGCGGACAUGUACGGCGGCAGCGACGACUAGGACAGCCACGCCACCGGAGGACAAAAA
Molecule: messenger RNA, 2964 nt
Organism: Nerophis ophidion (straightnose pipefish)
Lineage: Eukaryota; Metazoa; Chordata; Actinopteri; Syngnathiformes; Syngnathidae
Gene: cdh2
Product: cadherin 2, type 1, N-cadherin (neuronal)
Exons: 16
Coding region: 211-2937 (908 amino acids)
Biological process (GO): adherens junction organization; multicellular organism development; brain development
Cellular component (GO): neuron projection; postsynaptic specialization membrane; apical part of cell
Molecular function (GO): calcium ion binding; cadherin binding
Source: RefSeq, a predicted model, not a curated record